CAUUGCAAGCAAUUCCUUCCACCAGGCAUGAACAAAAACCUAUCCACCACCAUCAAAAUGCAACCUGGUAUCAUAUUUCUAAAUUUACAUUAUUCUAAUAGAUGACUGUCCAAUUGUUUCUCCCUCUCAAAAAUACAUGGGAAUGCCACAGUUCACAAAUGAGCAUUGCUGUGAGGGAAACGUUUGUUGUUAGCAGUCAUUGUAAGGUUUGCCUUUGGAAUGUACGUGGCUUUCAAGUUACAUUUCCCAGUCAUUUCCCAGUCUGGGUUGUAUUCAUUGUGCUUUUUUUUUUUUUUUACUUUUUAGUGGACUAUAUUGUGGAAUAUGACUAUGAUGCAGUGCAUGAUGAUGAGUUAACAAUCCGAGUUGGGGAAAUCAUCAGGAAUGUGAAAAAACUGGAAGAAGAAGGAUGGUUGGAAGGGGAGUUAAAUGGCAGAAGGGGCAUGUUCCCUGACAAUUUUGUUAAGGAAGUUAAGAAGGACAUAGAGCCCAAGGAUGAUGCCGUGCCACUCAGGAGGGAGAAAUCUGGCAAUGUAGCCAGCCUUGUGCAGCGUAUGAGCAGCUAUGGGCUUCCAGCAGGAGGAUUUCAGCCUCAUCCCCCCUCCAAAGGCUUCAAGAAGAGGUCCAAGAAGCGGCAGUGCAAAGUGCUCUUCGAGUACAUCCCGCAGAAUGAGGAUGAGCUGGAACUCAAGCUGGGGGAUGUGAUUGACAUCAUUGAUGAGGUAGAAGAAGGAUGGUGGAGUGGAAUACUGAAUGGCAAGGCAGGGAUGUUUCCUUCAAACUUUGUGAAAGAAUUGGAAUCAACGGAUGAUGGAGAAACACAGGAUGCUCUGGAUGACACAGAGCCUGUUUUUAAUAGUCCUACCUCACCUGUGACCUCUCCAGGAAAUGGGAGUGAACCUGCAUUGGGACCAGCACAGCCAAAGAAAAUCCGAGGUGUUGGGUUUGGAGAUAUCUUUAAGGAAGGCUCAGUGAAACUUAAAACGAGAUUAUCUAGUAAUGAAUCAGAAGAUAAAAGAUCAGAAGAUAAAAAGCAAGAUAAGCCAUUACCUAACCACCCCCCUGGAACCAAGUUAAUUCAUUUUGGCAAUAUAGCGAAAACUGAAAACACACCUGAAGUAAUAAAACCAGAAGCUGAAAGUAAACCAAAAGCCAAGGAAUAUUGCAGGACAAUAUUUUCCUAUGAUGGCUCAAAUGAUGAGCUCAGCUUUAAAGAAGGCGAGAUCAUUCAAAUAAUCAGUAAGGACACUGGAGAGCCAGGCUGGUGGAGAGGAGAGCUCAAUGGUAAAGAAGGAGUCUUCCCAGAUAACUUUGCUAUUCAAAUACAAGAGUCUGAUAAAGACUUCCCUAAGCCGAAGAAACCUCCACCUCCAGUUAAAAGUCCAGCUGCAAGACCUGAAUUGCCAGCAGGAGAAAAGAAAUUCCUUUCUUUGAGGUCUGAAGAAAAAGAUGAAAAAGGAACUUUGGAUCAGAAGCCUUUGAAGCCACAAGCUCCUCAAGUCCCACCCAAGAAGCCUAUUCCUCCAAGCAAGACCAACAGCUUACUGAGAGCAGGGCUCCUGCACCCAAAACGUCCAGACAAACCUGGUUUGCCAUCAUCUGCAUCCAAGACUAAUGGAGAAGUUGUUACUCUUCGACCAAAAUCUGAAGUUGAGCCAGUAGCAAAACCAAAGUUAGACUCUGAACCAUUGCCACUCAGACCAAAAUCAGUAGAGGUAGAUUCACUUGUGGUAAAGAGCUCUAAAGAAUCAGAUCUGUUAAGCUUUGAUGUAAUAGCUACCUCAGAUAAUCUGUCACACCCGACUGCGAACCGGCCCAAGAUGCCUGGUAGGAGGCUGCCUUCCCGUUUCAAUAGCAGUAGUCCUGCAAGUCAAAAUGUGGGUCCAGAAAAAAUUUUGAAGGUGCAGAAAGAAGAAGAAAGUGCCAAACCAAAGCCAGUUGAAACAAAGAAGCCAUCUUCAUUCAGCCCACCGAUUCCACCUUCAUCUCAGAGACCAAGUUCUGUCAUACUCGACUUUCUACCUGGAGAUCCCCAACCUAAAGGAGAAGCAGAUGAUGAAAAAAAUUCUGUGGAAGAGCUCAGGACUCAGAUUAAUGAUUUAAUUGGUUUAGUAGAUGCACUGAAGAAAGAGCAUGGGAGAGAACUGGAAAAACUAAAGAAGGAUUUGGAAGAAGAGAAGCUGAUGCGAAGCAGUCUGGAGCUUGAAGUAGAAAAAUUGAAGAAAGCAGUGAUGUCUACAUGAGACAGCUAUGGACUCAAUGUUUUUAACUCACCAGGAAUUCAAAGCUGAACACAAGGAGAACUGACUCUUAUUUCAUUAUAGUGGAUGCUGGUGUUCUACAGUUUUAAAGAAAAAAUAUAGUAAAAAAAAAAAAAAAGGAAUAUAGUCUUAUAUUCAGAGAGAUAAGGAAACAAAAAAGAAUAAUGGUGUAAUUUUUUUUGCCAAUAUAAAAGAGGCCUUAUUUCUUACUGUGCUGGAAUUGCAGACCUUAUUUCUUUGGUUUGCUUGAAAAUACUACUGAAUCUGUAUAGAAAGGAGAGGGAAUUCUUCAUAGAUUUUUAUUGAAUACCUGUAGCUUAAUUUUUAAAGAGAUCUAUACUAUAAAUAGGGUGAUCUGUCUUUGCAACUAAUCUGUAAAAUAGUCUGUUGGAAGGGAUGGAAUAACUGUAUCGUAAUUGUAGUCACUACUUUUCCCCUACAUGCAAAAGGGAAUAUAUGGUAUUUGUAUAAUUUUGGCAGUCCUACCCAGGGUUAUGCUGUUGUGCCUGUCUGCAGUGAGAAUAUUAAUACUAUGCUGUUAAUAAGUUGAGUAAUGAGAUAGGAAUUUGAUAGUGCAAUGAAGCAGGUGAAACUCCUAUGCAUUGUAGAAAGAUUGAAUGAUCUAAUCCAUGUAGUUCACCAGAACGGUUUGUCACUUGCACUAUUGGAUUAUAAAGGGAUUUAAGACUGAAUCAUGUAA
This is a messenger RNA of Cinclus cinclus, 2961 nucleotides long. RefSeq names its product CD2 associated protein (gene CD2AP). NCBI's taxonomy places the organism in Eukaryota, Metazoa, Chordata, Aves, Passeriformes, Cinclidae. The record is from RefSeq and is a predicted model, not a curated record. The transcript is spliced from 17 exons. Gene Ontology annotation, molecular function: protein binding. The coding region runs from base 102 to 2243 and encodes 713 amino acids.